Messenger RNA from Strongyloides ratti, 822 nucleotides. RefSeq lists its product as hypothetical. The transcript has a single exon. Bases 1 to 822 code for a protein of 273 amino acids. Lineage: Eukaryota; Metazoa; Nematoda; Chromadorea; Rhabditida; Strongyloididae. The record is from RefSeq and is a predicted model, not a curated record.
AUGGAGAAAAAAUGUAAUAAUAGUAUUUCAAAAUAUUUGUAUAAAUUGUUUUUUAUUUUUUUUAUCUUUAUUACAUUAAUUAAUGCACAACUUGGUAAUGAUAAAGCUGAAGUAAAUAUACGUGUUUCUGGAGCAUGUUCACCUAUAUAUCUUUCAAGAAAAGGUAUUGAAAUUUCUAAAUAUCGUCCAUCAAUACGUUUUAAUCCUGAUAAAAUUCAAUUAAUACCAAAAAAUCCAACAAUUCCUGGAUGUGUUAAAAUUAAAGCAGAAGGUGUAGAGAUACUUAAACCUAUUAAAAAUAUGAUUGCUGAGGUAGAAAUGAGAAUUGCUGGAACUCCAGAUCCAAAUAUUCCAACAUUACCUUGUACACAAAAAAUAAAUUCUAAAGUUAAUCAAUGCCCAUGUGCUAAAACAGAAGGAAGUUGUAUGUUUUGUGAUUUUUGUAGGCAAAUGAAAAGUCAAUCUGGUUCAAAGGUAGAUUUAAGGCAAACAUUUAGUAGUGUUGUAGCAGGAAAACCAUCAGAAGAUACAUGUAAAUGUGAACCAAUACAACCUGGUAUGUAUGAUAUUGAAACAGAAAUGUGUACUCCAGAUAUUGAUGAUGCUAAAGAUUAUAUACCACCAGAAAUUCAAAAUAAUAUUUUAGAAAAAAGACCAAUAUCAAUGUUUAUUACUGUUUAUUUAAUGGAUAUGGAAAAUAGACCAAAUGAAAGUUAUACAUCAGCAUUUGGUAAAGCUAUUCUUCAAAGACGAAUGGCACAAUCAACUAUAGCUUGUUUCUUAAUGGGUAUUGAUGUCACAUUAGGAGGUAUGGGAAAAUAA